This is a messenger RNA of Vicia faba (fava bean), 732 nucleotides long. The record is from the annotation of a GenBank genome assembly. NCBI's taxonomy places the organism in Eukaryota, Viridiplantae, Streptophyta, Magnoliopsida, Fabales, Fabaceae.
AUGGCAUGUUCAUCAAAAAGUGUUUUCCAUGUUCCGAUAUUGAAUGAGAGUAUGCUUCUUGGAUCUAAAUCCAAAGAGUUUUUUAGUCUUUGUCCUUCAAAACAUGGUAAAGCAAAACCAAGCACCAACUCUGUUAUGAGUACUGUCUCUAUUAAUGCACAUGAAACAAUUUGUGUUAGUAAAAGCUUGAAGUGGUGGAACAAGAAUUUAAAGAGUAAUAUGAUUGAGAUCCAUUCAGCUCAAGAACUUGUUGAUUGUUUGGUCAGCGCCGGUGAUGCGUUGGUUGUGCUGGAUUUCUACUCACCUGGUUGUGGAGGCUGCAAAGCUCUUCACCCAAAAAUAUGUCAAAUAGCAGAAUCAAACCCAAGUAUAAUAUUUCUGAAAGUGAAUUACGAGGAGCUGAGAAGUAUGUGUCAAAGUUUGCACAUUCAUGUUUUACCAUUCUUCAGAUUCUAUAGAGGUGCAGAGGGUCGAGUUUGCAGCUUCAGUUGUACAACCACAACGAUAAAGAAAUUGAAGAAUGCCAUAGCAAAACAUGGAAACGAACGUUGUAGCUUAGGUGAAGCAAAAGGUUUGGAUGAGUCUGAGUUGAAGGAUUUGGCAUCAAUUGGUGAAAUAACAAGUGAUUCUCCUUCGUUGUAUUCUAUGGGAGAGAAAUUUAAGGAUUUUUCUGAUGUUUGGAGUAUGACAACAAAUAGUAACAGUGGAUUUUUGCCUGAUAUCUUAUGGUGA